This is a messenger RNA of Rosa rugosa (rugosa rose), 719 nucleotides long. Its product is annotated as TATA-box-binding protein-like. The record is from RefSeq and is a predicted model, not a curated record. Gene Ontology annotation, molecular function: DNA binding; RNA polymerase II general transcription initiation factor activity. Gene Ontology annotation, biological process: DNA-templated transcription initiation. Lineage: Eukaryota; Viridiplantae; Streptophyta; Magnoliopsida; Rosales; Rosaceae. The transcript has a single exon. Bases 18 to 719 code for a protein of 233 amino acids.
UAUCACUAUUCUGAACCAUGACGUUGGAGGCGAAUUUGGCUGUUGCUGGUCGCCCUAAACCAACCAUCGUGAAUAUAGUUUCCACCGUCAACUUGGGCUGCAAAUUGGACCUAAAGAGGAUUGCGAGCCGUGUCAGAAACGCAGAGUACAAUCCGAAACGGUUUCAUGCCAUCAUAAUGCGAAUCCGGGAACCCAAAACCACCUCUCUCAUCUUCUCCUCCGGCAAGAUGGUCGUCACCGGCGCCAAAUCCAUAGAAGAGACCAAAUUUGCGGCGAGGAAGCACAGCCGAAUCGUCCAGAAAGUAGGGGUUGACGGAGGGGUUAAGGUACAGUUUAUGGAUUUCAAGAUUCAAAACAUCGUGGCAUCCUGCAAUGUCAACUUUGCGGUCAGGCUUGAGACUCUUUCCUUCUCCGAUACUACUCUUGGGUGUGCCUCGUACGAAGCCGAGAUUUUCCCGGGGCUGAUAUACAGGGUUCUGAAACCCAAGGUUGUCCUCCUCAUCUUUGCGUCGGGGAACGUUGUCAUCACUGGGGCCAAGAGCUUCGAGAAUCACACGCUCAAGGCCUGGGAGCAAAUGUACCCUCUUAUUGCACAGCACCGGAGAAACUGCCCCGUCAACCUUGUAACAUCACCGGUCCAAGAAAAAAGUGCACCAAAAAGAGGAAGAAAAAAGAGUGUUCCAUCCAGUUCUGCCUCUGAGCCAGUUAGUUGCUUUUGA